Molecule: messenger RNA, 4461 nt
Organism: Rhinocladiella mackenziei CBS 650.93
Lineage: Eukaryota; Fungi; Ascomycota; Eurotiomycetes; Chaetothyriales; Herpotrichiellaceae
Exons: 3
Coding region: 1-4461 (1486 amino acids)
Biological process (GO): inositol phosphate biosynthetic process; inositol metabolic process
Cellular component (GO): cytosol
Molecular function (GO): inositol hexakisphosphate kinase activity; 5-diphosphoinositol pentakisphosphate 1-kinase activity; diphosphoinositol pentakisphosphate kinase activity
Source: RefSeq, a predicted model, not a curated record
AUGGAAUCCCAUUCUCCUCUCCGUCGAACUCCUACCAGUACCUCCGAUAAUGACCUCGACGACGCUGCCUCUCUUACCGCGGUCUAUUCGGCCAGCUCCUCGACGGCUUCCUCUCGCCCCCCUCACCGUUUGACUGGCCGUACUCCCUCCACGCAUUCUCUGUUGGCUAUUCACAAAAACGCCGAUGUCCGCAAGGCUGCGCAUGCCGAGACCACCAGGGCUUCGGCCGAUCGUUCUAGCAUAAGUAUGCCACCUCCAAUCACCAAACCCAGCAUAGACAAGAGGCUUUCCACGUCGUUCUCUUCAGUCCGGUCCCUAAGAAGAUCCGAGGAAGUCCCAAGGAGUCCCCCCACUUCCGUCAAGAGCCUCGAAAGAGACAGGAAGCCCGUUUUGGCUGACUCGACCACCACUCUGACUUCAACCAUUGCUUACGACCCUACCAUGGUUACCACUGCGUCCACUCCAUAUACCCCUGGUUUGCCUGUCCUUUCGCCUCCUGCCUUUAAUCCAAGCAUUCCUAAUCAGAGGGAUCUAGUGUCAACCCUGUCGUCUCCGGUCAAUUCCCCGCCAUCUGCCUCCAAGCGCGACCCCUCCCUUCCUGCUGGCCAAUCCCUGGGAGCUGCCGUCAAAUCCGAUGGUUCCGAAGCCGCCUUGCCUACUAGAGCCCCUCGAUCGACCCAACCGCGUUCCGUGUCCUCCAAUCGGCGCCUAAGCACUACUGGAUCUUCCAAGAACGAGAGUAUUAAUUCCGAGAGUAAGGCGGCUGUGGGUCGCAUUGGUGUCUGUGCUCUUGAUGUCAAGGCCAGGAGUCGUCCCAGUCGCCAAAUUUUGACCCGUCUUCAGGGUGACGGGGAAUUUGAAGUCAUUGUCUUUGGUGAUAAAGCAAUUCUCGACGAAGAUGUCGAAAACUGGCCGAUAUGUGAAUUUCUCAUAUCUUUCUUCUCCGACGGCUUCCCUCUCGACAAGGCUAUUGCUUAUGCCAAACUACGAAAGCCAUUCGUAGUCAACGAUUUGGCGAUGCAAAAGGUGCUCUGGGACAGACGGCUGUGUCUCAAGAUUUUGGACCAGAUGCACAUUCCGACUCCCAAACGUAUCGAGGUGAAUCGGGAUGGCGGGCCCAGACUCGAAUCUCCCGAGCUCGCGCAACACGUCAAGAAUAUGACCGGAGUGGUUCUCGAGGGCCCUGAAGACGGUACCGGCGGUGGCACUCCGGUCACUCAAAAGGUCGAGUUGAUCGAUGAGGGCGACACAUUAGUGGUGGACGGUAAGCCUUUCAAGAAGCCUUUCGUGGAGAAGCCUGUGAGUGGGGAAGAUCACAAUGUCAUUAUCUAUUUCCCCAAAGGUCAAGAUGGUGGUGCACGGCGUCUCUUCCGGAAAAUUGGGAACAAGUCUUCGGAGUUCGACCCAAACCUGACCGUGCCCAGGUGUAUUACGGAACCGAGCAGCAGUUACGUCUACGAGCAAUUUCUAAAGACGGAGAAUGCCGAAGACGUCAAAGCCUACACGGUUGGUUCGAAUUACUGUCACGCUGAGACGAGAAAGUCCCCGGUUGUGGAUGGUCUCGUCCGCCGGAACACACGUGGAAAAGAGCUCAGAUAUGUCACCAAACUCAGCGACGCCGAAAGGGAGAUGGCCUCCAAGGUCGCCCGAGCUUUUGGGCAGCGCAUUUGCGGUUUCGAUUUAUUACGAACGGGCACCUCUAGUUACAUCAUCGACGUGAAUGGCUGGAGUUUCGUGAAAGACAAUGAAGACUAUUACAACGAUUGCGCAAAGAUCUUGCGAGGAAUAUUUCUCGCUGAACGCCUCAAACAAGAUCAUAGUAGCCUUGGUGAUGAUCAGUCCAUCGAGAACACGAGCGACAACCUGCAACAUCGUCAGGCGACUAGUCAUUCGCAUCGGUCAGCCUUGAAGACGAUACUCAAAUCUCCAAGUAUGACGAAACUAUCACAACACUUACCUUAUUCUUCCCGACAUCAUCCGUCAGGAGUGACGGGAUCUCCCAAGACGUCAUCUCUGACCACACCUCUGAGUUCACCGCCCAGUAUUGAGAGGCCCCCUCCGGGGGUCGACAAUACAGACACGCUGCCGCCACCCAUUCUUUCAACGGCGAAUGAAAUCGGAACAGCAGAACCCUCGCCGGCUAUCAGGGAGCAGGAACACCCCGUCCCGAUGCCGAACUCGAAGCACUCUUGGAGGCUGAAGGGAGUGGUCACGGUCAUCCGGCAUGCUGACAGAACUCCGAAGCAGAAGAUCAAGUUUACGGCUCAUUCACAAGUAUUUGCCGACCUCCUCAAAGGCCAUGACGAGGAGGUACUCCUCAAAGGGGAGGCGGCUUUGGCAAGUGUCGAAGCAGCGGUAAAGACUGCACAGAGAGAAAAGCUCGAAGACCCAGUCAAGCUACGGAAUUUACGAAAUGCCCUUGCUAAGAAAGGCAACCAGCCGGGGACCAAAGUUCAAAUCAAGCCUAUGUUCCGAAAGAGAAGUCCCGGGGAAAUGUCCGCCACCGCUCCCGAGGUUUUACGAACCACGACCGAACCCGACGGAACCGAAAUGGUAGAGACGCCCUGUCAUGGCCGGAUCGGUUCGGUUUCAGACUCCAAGGAAGUGCAUCGUGUUCAGACCAGAAGUGAUUCCAUAUCUGGCGCCACUUUCUCGCGGUUUUCAGCCGCCGAAAAUGAUCUCGUUCUUGACAAAUUGCAGCUGGUCAUGAAAUGGGGAGGAGAACCAACACAUUCUGCUCGAUAUCAAUCGCAGGACUUGGGCGCGAACAUGCGAGAUGACUUUAAAUUACUCAAUCGAGAAGUGCUAGACGAUGUCCGAAUUUUCACGAGCUCCGAAAAGCGAGUCAAGACCAGCGCGCAGAUAUGGGCUGCUGCCUUUGUCGGUCGCCAAGAUAUUCCUGAAGACUUUAUAACUGUCAGAAAAGAUCUUCUGGACGAUUCAAACGCAGCGAAGGACGUCAUGGACAAAGUCAAAAAGAAGCUUAAGCACCUUCUUCGAGAAGGAAGCGUCCCGGAAGAAUUUGCCUGGCCGAAAGACGCGCCAGAGCCGUACGUGGUGAUGCAGACUGUCAUUGAUCUGCUCAAAUUCCAUCGGAGAGUGAUGAGGUACAAUUUCAAAAAGCUUACCUCUGGAGCCGCUGCCUCUCUUGCCGCUCUAAAUGGUUCGGCAGAUUCGACGAACAAUCCGAACCGAGAGACCGUCACUGUCGCAUCAAUCCAAUCCAGAUGGUGUACCGGUGAAGACGCCGAACUCUUCAAGGAACGAUGGGAGAAGCUAUUUUCCGAGUUUUGUGAUACCGAAAAGGCCGAUCCUAGCAAGAUAUCUGAGCUGUAUGACACGAUGAAGUACGAUGCUCUUCACAACAAGCAAUUUCUGGAAUGGGUUUUCAGGCCUAGCCAAUCACUUCUCGAAGAAAUGGCCAAGGAGGAAAACCUUUCGUCGUCGAAUACUCCUCCUGAAGCUGAGAGAGUCGAUGAAACACCGGGUCCGGUUAGCAGCACUCGUCACGAGAGUAUCAUUUCGUUCACCAACAGCCUCCCGGACAGGUAUACUUUUGCUCAGAAAAUUCGUCUGAGAAAACAAUCGGUCCUGAAACCGCCUGCGCCCACUCCGCGAUUGAUGUCCUGGGAACAAGGUGCGUCCUAUUUCAAGCUCUUCGGUGGAUCUGGGGAUAGCCCGUCGAAGCAAGAUCGCAGACUUGGCCGUUUGAGAGAACUAUAUCGAUAUAGCAAGAUUUUGUUCGAUUACAUUGGACCUCAAGAAUACGGCAUCAGCGACCACGAAAAACUGGAGAUUGGUCUUCUGACAUCCCUCCCAUUGUUACGAGAAAUAGUCGACGAUCUUGAAGAAUUGCAGGCUUCUGGCGACGCCAAGUCUUUCGUCUACUUUACCAAGGAGUCUCACAUUUAUACACUCCUCAACUGCAUCAUGGAGGGCGGCAUCCACACGAAAAUCAAACGAUCCACUAUUCCGGAACUCGACUAUCUCUCACAAAUCUGCUUCGAGCUCUACGAAGCAAAAGACGCCGAUACUACAGAGUCAGCGUACUCGAUUCGUAUCUCCAUCUCUCCUGGUUGCCACACCAUCGACCCUCUCGAUGUGUCCCUUGACUCCAAGCACGCCAUUGGAAGCGCGCCUCGACGGUCGCUGACCAAUCACCAGGAUUGGAAGGAGGUUAUUUCGACACUCAAGGCCAAGUUCAACACGGUGCAGUUGCCCAAGAGUUUCCUUGCGGUGAACGUGAGUGAGAAGCACGAAGAAGAUGCCGAACGGAGGGCGAGUUUGUUGCAGAGCGAGGCUGCGAAGCAGAGAUACGCAGCAGGGGAAGGUAUAGAGAGUCAAGACGUAUUGGAGAACGAAAAGGAUGACGGCGAAGGUGUGGCUGGGGAUACAGUACCAGCACAACUGUCGUCAUCAGACUCCACAACAGAUGCAGAGACUGUUCCCGCGCUAGAAUAA